Molecule: messenger RNA, 2430 nt
Organism: Talaromyces amestolkiae
Lineage: Eukaryota; Fungi; Ascomycota; Eurotiomycetes; Eurotiales; Trichocomaceae
Exons: 8
Coding region: 1-2430 (809 amino acids)
Biological process (GO): cellular response to oxidative stress; hydrogen peroxide catabolic process; cell redox homeostasis
Cellular component (GO): mitochondrion; peroxisome; cytoplasm
Molecular function (GO): thioredoxin peroxidase activity
Source: RefSeq, a predicted model, not a curated record
AUGACUGCCCUCAAGCCCGGUGACAGCUUCCCCAGCGACGUGGUCUUCUCCUACAUCCCCUACUCCGAGGAGUCCGGCGAAAUCACUGCCUGCGGUAUUCCUAUUAGCUACAAUGCCUCCAAAGAGUGGGCCGACAAGAAGGUCGUCCUCUUCUCUGUGCCUGGCGCCUUUACUCCUACAUGCUCCGUGAGCCACUUGCCAGGAUACAUUCAGAACCUGCCUCAACUCAAGGCAAAAGGAGUCGACAUCGUUGCUGUCCUCGCCUUCAACGAUCCCUUUGUCAUGAGCGCUUGGGGAAAGGCCAACAAGAUCACCGAUGAAAACUUCCUUUUCUUGUCCGACCCUGAUGCCAAGUUCUCCAAGAGCAUCGGCUGGGCCGAUGCUGCCUCUGGCCGCACUGGUCGUUAUGCCGUGAUUAUUGACCACGGCAAGGUCACAUAUGCUGAUAUUGAGACCGAGCGCGGUUCUCUCAAGGCGUCUGGUGCCGACACGGUUCUUGCACAUCUCAAGAUGGCGGAUGACGAGGAAAAGGCCAAGGCCGAGAAGCUCGCCGCUGCCCGAAAGCGAGUAGCGCAAAUGCAAAAACAAAAAGGCAAAAAGGGAACAAAGAAAGCCGCUGCUGGCGAAUCAAGCAAAGACGAGACCGUGAACGAGAAACCUGCUGGCGACGAUAAACCUGCGGUUGAGACACAUGAAACAGAAGCCGCAGACCAGACACCUGAACCGGCCGUUGAGCAAGAGGAAAAGAAAGAAGAAGAACCACUAGAGGAUACUCCCACCGAACCUAUGCCCGAUGCGCCGACUUCUCCAGACCCGGAGACUAGCCCUGAUGAAACGAAGGAACUUCCUCUUCGAGGUGCGCAUAAACGACAACCGUCUCUAUCCGUACAAUCGAAAAUGCGAUCUUCUUCGUUCAGAAACUCCAUAUCAACCGCGGUAUCACCGGGCUCUAGUAUCAAGUCUCCCCCCUUGCCACCCUUGGCUCCUGGUGAUGAACAAAUCCAUGAGGUGUUUAGGAGACAGACAGCUAGGGUAGAAGAGUUGGAGAAGGAGAACAAAAGAUUGGAAAAGGAAUAUAGCACUGCCAAUGCACGAAGGGAAAAGGCAGAAGAGGAGCUCGAAGAUCUUCGCGAAUCCAGCGUCGAGGUAAUUGAGCUCAAGGGCCGCUUAGCAAAAGCUGAAAAGCAGGUCGCCGAGCUCGAAUCAUUGAAAAGUGAGAUCGCAUCUCUACAACGGCAAAACUCUCUAUUACAAUCUAAAACCCACCGAUCAAGCUCUGGUCACGCAGAGUCUCCACCUUCCGAGCUCGUACAACAGCUGGAGUCCAAGUCUUCAACAAUAGAAGCUAUGGAAAUCGAAAUUUCAAAUUUGCGUGCAGAGCUAUCAACAUCGUCUACUUCGAUCGACGGAUUCAAGAGUCAAAUCACGGCCCUAGAAGAGAAACUCUCUCAGAGCGAAAGCGCGCUUCAAAAGACACAGGGAGAGCUAUCAGAUGUCAAGCAGUCACUAUCACGUGCAUCUGAAAAGGCGCUGAAAGAAGGAGUCGAUAAGACAAGCACAGAGACUCUGAUCAAAUCUUUACAACGAGAAGUCGAAGAACUACAAGAAGCAAAAUCAAACACAGAAAAGAAGGCAGAAGGGCUCGAUAAAAAGUUACAGGCACUUUCCAACCUACAUAAAGAGUCAGAAAGUCGGCAUCAAUCGCGAUUGAAAGACCACGAGAAGGUCGAGAAAGAGGUAGCUCUCUUAAAAAAAAAAUUAGCAUCCGUCGAGAACGAGAACCUUCGAUUACGGGAGGAGAAAGAUCGUGAACGAAAGAGAAAUGCCGACGUUGAAGGCAACGAAGGUCUUGAUGAGCUAGAAGAUGAGGAACGCUCACGACUAGAGCGAAGGAUCCGCGAUCUUGAAGGUGAAAACUUUGAACUUCGUCGCGGUGUCUGGAAGGAGCGAAAGAAAGAGCUGGGCGUUGGAGCGGAUGAUGAGAACGAAGGAAUUGAGACGACAUCUAGUCCAGGCAAUGCUUUUGACGAAGUGGACCUCGUUGGUGGCGCACCCGGCCACUCAAGACGACGCAGUCUUAUGGCUCAAAGCCGACAGCAACAGCAACAUUCUUCAUUUACUACGGUUCUAUCUAGCGGAUUAGCUGCCUUUACAGGAGGCAAUAACAACUGGGACCGGCGUCCAUCAACUCAACAUCCACCGGCCGCGCGAGGUAGCCUGGAGUUACUUGCGGAAGAGGACAAUGAAGAAUUUGAUGAAGAUGCAUUUGCGCGAGCACAAGCAGAGGAAGAGGCGCGCAAGCGUGUUGAAUGGGCUCGUGAAGUCAAACGUAAACUCCGCGACUGGAAAGGUUGGCGACUUGAUCUGGUCGACAGUCGAGCUGGUGCAGAGGGAGCGGGUGUGGCAAUGGGUGAGAUUUUUGAAGUGUAA